This is a messenger RNA of Rattus norvegicus (Norway rat), 14715 nucleotides long. The record is from RefSeq and is a predicted model, not a curated record. Lineage: Eukaryota; Metazoa; Chordata; Mammalia; Rodentia; Muridae.
AGAGUCUCAGGCCACAGUUGUCUCAAUCCCACAGACCAAGCAGUCCUUAAUGGACAGGCAAGGCAGACCUCCUCUCACCAGGAGAGAGAAGAAAAGCUCCUGGGAAAUCCAUCGCCCUUGCGAAGGCUUCAAACCAACCAAGCAUUGAAAAGUUCUGUACACAGCUUAACACACUUACUGAAAGCAAGAACACAGGUUUCCUGUGCCUCCAGCUUCCUGCUACAAGUAACAAGUGUGUGUAGACUGCUCAAAUAUGUCAGAGACUUCCUCCCACGACUCCUUCUAUGAUUCCUUAUCAGACGUGCAGGAAGAGGGCAGAAGUGCUGACUUCUUCCCAGGCCUCUCUGCUUUCCUCAGCCAGGAAGAAAUAAAUAAAAGCCUUGACCUGGCACGCAGAGCUAUAGACAACUCUGAAACUGAAGAUUUUGACUCCGAAAAGGAGAUCUCACAGAUUUUCAGCAAGUCUCCUACGAGCCUCUGCGAAACUCCUUCCUAUGAGGAGAAGAAAUCAGGCGAGCAGACUUCCUCAGAAGGACCUCGGGAUAAUAGGCGAGCAUCUGUCCAGCCUCUAGCAGAACAAGCUGAAAGGAUCACUUCCCCGGUGGCUUCAAAGAGAAAACCUGGGGUAUCACCCCUGCUGGCCAGCCCCAGCUACAUCCGGAGCCUACGCAAGGCUGAAAAACGAGGUGCAAAAGUUCCCAAUCCAAGUGCAAAGCCCAAGGCUGCCCAGCAAAGCAAGGCUGGCCCCCAGAGCCAACUGUGCGACAAGGCAGCUAGUUUCAUCGAGGAACUGACAUCCAUAUUUAGAGAGGCAGCCAAGCCAAGAAACAGAAGCCCUAAUGGUGAGUCCUCGUCACCAGACAGUGGGUAUCUGUCUCCUAAAAAUCAGCCAUCAACCCUGAUGAGUGCCUCAGCCAGCCAGAGCCCCACUGCAGACCAGCUAGACCAACUCGAGAUGGACGCAGAGGUCAAGCAACCCCAGGGCAGCCUUUGCUACCAGGCCCACAAGGCUCCAGAAGAGACCUUGCCACACACUCACAUCCCGCACCCACAGCCCCAGAAAGCCCGCCACUUGCCAUCGUCUGCACCUCGCUUCAUCCAGAAGCUGAGGAGCCAAGAAGUUGCCGAAGGAAGCAGAGUUUAUUUGGAGUGUAGAGUCACUGGAAACCCAGCUCCCAGAGUCAGCUUCUUACCGCCGAAGAGUCCACAUCAGCCUAAGGGACCUUACUGCACCUCCUUCAUAGGGGCCCUCUGUGCCUUCUGCUCUUUCUCCGUGGAAUGUUCUCUCUUCAUAUUUUUCCAUAAAGUAUCUUUGGGGUAUGUCUUGCUAUAUCUACCCUAUGUUAAAAGGGGGUGGAGAGAGGUCCUGCCCAUACCGCACAAUUGUAGUAUCUGGCAGUUUUCUCCAUAAACUUUUAUGACAUACUGUGGAUUACUGGUUCAAUUUUACUAUCCAUUUCCUUCAACAGAAUUAAAAAUCCUUGAGUAUAAGGACCUACCUUUUUUUUUCAUUUAUUGGUGUCUGAGAUCUAAAAUGGCAUCUGACAUCUAAUAUGUGAUCAAUAAAUACAUGUUGAAUAACUCUGGGAGUAAAUUCCACUCCAAGGUGGAAGAAAAUGUUGCCCUGGUGUUCUCAAUAAAACUGGAAAAGCUAUAAAAGUAAGUGAAUAAAUUAAAUCAAGAUAUAUACAUAAUGAAUAAACCAGAGGUGAAUUUAUCAGAUCUGAAACUCAAAAAUAAAAUACCAAUUAAGAGUAAGCAAGUUAAAAAGAAGUGCACAGGGCUGGAGAGAUGGCUCAGCCGUUAAAGGCUAGGCUCACACCCAAAAAAAGAAGUGCACAGUGGCUCAGUUAGCAAAGUGCUUGGUUAACAUGCACAAAGCCCACGGUCUGAUACCAAGCACCUGAAAAUGAGCAAAGAAGCCAACAAACACUCGAACAGUGGAAGCAGGGGCCUUAUCCAUUCAUAGCAAAAGGGGGAUUGAGGACAGCCUGGCCUCGUGAAUAUACACAACUAGCAUGAAUAAAUGGUUUUCUUAAAGUUACUUUCUAAAACAACACCAUCUUAAGCCUACUGAGGUUGUCAGAAUACAAACUAGUACACAAGAAUGUCAAAUGUUACAUUAAAUAUGCCAGUAACCACAGAGACAAAGAACCAAGGGGCUUCGGUUGUGGUCACAGCAUAACCUUAAAAGCAUUGCCUUUUAUCUUCCUUUACCAUCUAUACUAUCUAUGCACUGGUACUGUGCAUAAUUUAGUACAGAAAAACCACCCAGAAGAGCCAGGUGCAUAUAGCUCAGUGAAAAAUCAUCUGCCCAGCACAUUCAAGGCCCUGGAUUCAGUCCCCAGUACCAGAAGAAAACCAUCAUUAAAAACAUCUUGACGUCUCUAGUAACAUGAAUUGAAUAGGGUGGAUCUUAGUCAUUUUCCAUUAUAAGUUAUUUGUUAACCACUUUUCUGGGUUGUGUCAGUGAUAUUUUAGGACUUUAAAAAUCACUUUUUUGUUUUGAUUUUGUUAUGUUCCAAUAAAAUAUUAUGUUUUCAGUCUUAUGGCAAAGACCUUUAAUGAAAUAGUCUACCCAGGUUUUUGGCUACAGAAGAUACAAGAAAAAGUCAAAAUGUAGACACUUGAAUUCAUGCACGUGUGUGGAGUUUCUUACUCUUUUGUUAUUGAGUUCUUUUUUUCUUCUCCACAUGGGCCUUUUUGUGUAACAAAUGUCAAGAAAUGUUCCCUAGAACAACAAAUUACUGUUGAACUAGAAACCAAAAGAUCUCAGCAAUGGAGUAGUGCCCUUCGGUGAUGUGGAAAUGGAACCUUCUCUCUGCCUUCUCCGGACAUACUUGUCUGUGCCCCACAGACUAAAAGUGUAUGGUGGUCUGCUUGAUGCUCUGUCUUCCUUCCCACACCUCUGUUCUUUCUCAAUCCACUUGUCUCCAGUACCUGCCCACUUGGAAUUCUUCCUUUAAAACACUGGGUUUAUCUCUAUGGUAGUUUAAACAGAAGGCUAUCAUUGAUCAGACUGUUGAAUCUUUUGCUUCAGAUCUUGAGAAAAUGGAGUUGCUCUGUACUGCUGACACAGGAGGUAUCAGACCUGUUGGCUGGAAUUGCUGUUUCAUAGUUUGAACAUUUACAGAUGGCCAGUUGCUACCUCACCUCCUUUCCGGGUUUCAUUUCCUCUUCCCGGGCAGCACCAGGGUGUGUGACAAGCACAUUCAUGAUAUCCACAAUAAGGCUGCUCACAAUGCUGUUUCAGGGAGUCAAGAAGCAAGCUUCAAGGCCUGGAAGAUGGCUCGGAAGCAAAGGCAUUUACUGUCAAGGUUGAUGAGACCUAAAUUCAACCCAAAUGAUGAAGCAGAGAACCAAUGGCUACAGUUUGCCCAUUGACUACCACAUGAACAAUGUGGUACAUGUGCAGCUGUGCAGGCAAGGAUCUUCACAUGCACACAACACUAUAUAGAUGAUGAUGAUGAUCAUGAGGAGGAGGAGGAGAAGGAGGAGGAGAAGGAGGAGGAGGAAGAUAUAGAUGAUGGAUGGAUGGAUGGAUGGAUGGAUGGAUGGAUGGAUAAGUAGGUAGGCAGGUAGAUGAUAGAUAGAUAGAUAGAUAGAUAGAUAGAUAGAUAGAUAGAUAGAUAGAAAGAACAUUAAAUAAAUAAAAAGCAACCUCUGUGUUCAAGAAGAAGAAGUAGUAUUACUGCAUUGAGGAAUUUUUGUUGAUGAAAACUGUCAUUGGUAUCAGUCAUCAAUAGUAGGAACCAAACUGGGAAUUCAUAUCAAUUUAUCUCUCAUUGGGCAAGUUUCCAUUGUUGACAAGAAAACAAAUAAACAAACAACCAUUAAAGUAAAUUCACCCAAGAAAUAAAGACAUGUAUAGCGAAUCCCUUCAGAAUUAAAAAUUGGCUUGAGAAAAAAAAACCUGUCAAAACAGCUGAGUACAGUAGAUUGUAGAGUGAGAGAAAUUCUGGUUAUGCCAUGUAUCAGAUAGGCAACUUGGUAAGUUUAAGCUUUCAUGCCUCAAUAGCCUUCCUAAUAAAAUAAAAUAAUGACCGUACAUACUUAUAGGGCAGUGUUUAGGUCAACCAAGACAGAUAAAGAAUUUAAAAUUGUGUUGGACAUGCAGUAAUAUGCUAACAUAUAUUAACAUCUCACUUGUAAAGUUAUUUUUUAGUGGUUUCUUUGGAACUGGAGAGAUGACUAAUUGGUUAGUAGUGCGUGCCGUAUAAUCACAAGGACCAGAGUUUGGGCCCCAGCACCCAUAUGACAAGCCAGGAGUCCCACCAACACCUGUAGCUACAAUUCUGAUGAACUCAACACUGUGGGUACAGCAUGUAAGUACAUGCACAUGUGCACACGCACACGUGCACACACACACACACACACACAUGUGCACACAUACAGAGAGAGAGAGAGAAUAGACACACACACAAAAUACAAUAACAUAAUUUAUUAAAUAAAUGUUUUAAAAAGUUCUUACUUUUAUUACUGUUGAUUUGGUAUAAGAUCCCCCAUAUUCUAUCUGCUCAAAAGUCAUUGUUCUUCUUUUCUGUCUUUAAAAUCUUUGCACUUCAAUUUCCAUUUUUAAAUCCUAAGCAUGCACAACACUAUGGGGAUAAUGGAAAGAAACUGCCUCCCUCAGCAGUAUAGGACAAACAAUGAGCUUGUAAGAAUCACAAACGCAUGCUUACAGGCAUUUCCGUGUCUAUUUCCUCAGAAUCCUAGGUUUGCCUAUCAGGGUCAGACUCCACUAAGAAUUCCCUGGAGUCACUGUGUCGAGUCUCUGUAUAUUUCUACUUUCUAGCAACUUUUUACCUUACUUGGCCUUCAGUUUCUUUAUGGCUGUGGGGGAUGGGAAUCAAGUCAAGAAAAAGGGAUUUCUUCCAAUCCCCCACACACACCUAAUGGUCUCUCCAUCCUCUUGCUCCAUCCUUCAGAGCUGUGGAGGUCAGCCAUGUAUCGUGACUUACAGUCAUUGUGGAAAACUUUCCUGACCCAGGCCUCUUGACUAUUGUUUUCUUGAGGUUCUUUAAAUUGUCCCUUCAUUUCCUCAGCUUGUCUCAGAGGUACCCGUUAAAUAUUUGCUAAAGUCCAUUGAAAGUAGCUUCCCAACACUUUGCUCCUUGUUUUUGUAUUCCAAUAAUUUUAGCAGGAAAGAAUCGUUAAAUAAUUUGAAUAACAAAUAUACACUUUUCCCAAGCUGGCAGGUUGGCUUUGAUUUUGUACUGUCUUGCUUAAGUAUUAGAAAAUACGGCAAAAUGCUCACAAGGAAAUGAGUGAGCCUCUGCACACUUAAUGGUACAAAAUCGUAGUUUCCCAAGAACCUGACUGUGAAGUUUCUGCUGCUUCCACAGCAAGAGCUGCUCAUGCUUUCAAGUCUUUCCUAUGACGCUGAUUUCAUUUCUUCGUGACCCGCUUCUUCAUUUGCCUGGGGCAAUGCCUCACUAUGAAGCACGCAGUGUGUGCACGUAUAAUUACAGCUAUUACAAGCUCUCUGUAAACACCACAUUCUUUUGACUGUUAGGAAUGACAUUAUAAAUGUAACUGUGGCAAAUAGAAUUAUGCCUGAAACCCACCAUGGCUUGCUGCGUUUAAAGCAAGAUGCAAAACUCUCCUUCUCGUUGCCGUAUUCAAAUGGCGUGUUGCUAUAGGAAUACUUUUCCUGCUUCAUUUUAGUUCUUUGAGCCAAAAUUUAGUGAUAUGUUGAAUAAUCUGCUGGAAUAAAAGUGAACCACUAGCCACCUGUACACUGAUAGGGAAACGUAACUGCCAGCAUUCCAUGACAGAAAAGUCACAAACGCACAGGAAGUCACUUUGUUCUCUUCUGUAUGAGUCCCAACAGUGAAGGCUACCUCUGUAUAGCUGCAUAUGCUCUCAGCAGCCAGUGUCUAGUGAGUCUGUAAUCAUCAGCCCCAAAGCAUAACCAAGGACACCAUAGGAAAUAAGGUUUCUUCCUAAGGGGACGGCAUUGAACCUUGGCUGCCAGAAUUGGAAAAGUGUAUCUUCUGAGAGAGAAAGAGCUUUGGGGAAAGGGUCUGACAGUUAAUAGAGGAGAAUGUUCCAAAAAGAAGGUAGAAGGACAAGGAAGAGAAAACAGGGAAAAGAAAAGAAAAAUGUUAAUAAUAAAAAAGAAAACUCCCGUUAUAUUAAAAUGGAUUCUUUCUUUAAAAGAAAGAGUUUCAAAAUCAUUUUUUACCAGCAUAGAGGUAAUUCCAGUCUGCAUGUUGAUUGCUUCUCUAAAAGCAGGUGCCUAUGGAUGGCUUCCUUCCAUUCCCCAAGGCAACAUCAAGGAAACCCGAAAAAGAAGGGCACCAUGAUCAAUGAUUUCAUGGUCCUCCUUAGAAAAUGUCAUACCGUGUGCACCCCUGGCCAACUCAGUAUUGACACGAGGGAGCAUCAACAACAUUUUUACUGGUAGAAUAAACACAGUUGAUGCAGCUUUGGGGAGCAGAGCAAUGGUGCCAUGGGCCAGGCCUCGUUCGCUCGCUCUCUCACAAACAGAGAAGUAAUGCCAAGAACAGAAUAAAUAUGAUUUGUAAUCCAGCAUGGUACUAUUUAACUCUUAUAUUCCAUUGCCAGCAUUUUAAUUAGGAACGCACUGGCCUGUGUUAGCCAGAACCCUGCUACAUGGAAUUACUCUGUGUGCCAAGGGUAAGGACAAGUCCUCAUCACUGCCUGGAAUACAGUUGGGAAGGGCCAUUGCAACAAUGACAGCAUUUAGUUCCAUGAUUGUGGAUAGGCUUUUGCUAUGAAAGACCACUAUGACUCCAACACAAGACGGUAGCUUUUACGACACAAAUAACUUUAACCUUGGACAGGUAGCUAUUGGAAGGAAGAGACAAGAUUAAAGAAACUGUCUUCUGCACCAUGUAUGAGCAUUGUUAACAUGGGGAGUCACUGAGCAUAUCAAGACGAUAGGUAACCUCCGAGUUGGCAGAAAUAAUGUCAGGUGCCAUGGGGGAGUGGUCAGGUAAGCAAGGAGAGUCUCUCAAAUGCUGUUGUGUCCCUCUGGGGACAAUUUCACUAACUAGAAGUAGACACCAGUCCUUUGUACACAGUCAGCUUUGUGACAUCCCAACCAAAUCAUGUCUACUCCAGAUUUUAACAUUUGGGUGAAAUGUUUAAUAGAAGUAGAUUGGAGCCUAUGGUGUGACUCUAUUUUGCCAUUUCUUAAUGGAACCUACUAAUGUACCACCUCAUUAAAAAGUCACCAGUCUUACUUCUAUAGGAAAAACAAUAGUUUAAACAUCAAGUACCCCACACAAAAAAGAACAAGUGUCAUCCCUCCAGUGUGAGAGCUGUUGUAUUUGGAUUGAUUUUUUUUCCAAACCCUAACAGGUUAUGCAAGACAAAUAAUGAAUCUGUUAACAAGGCGUGUCUGUCUUACUACAAAUCAAAGCAAUUUUAUAAGCACUGUAUCAUCUAUAAUAUAUACCUGCAAGAGUUAUGUUACCAAUUAAAAAAAAAGCUUACUACAUCCCUAGUCCCUUUCAUCUUCAAGUCUGAAAAUCUGAACAUUGAUUGGUCCAUUGUACCAUUGCACAAUGCCUUUAGCUCCUUGGAAUCUGAAGGUGCGUUUCCAACAAGGUCUAAACACGGCUCUCUGCCUUCCAGCUGCUUCCCACACAACCUCAGGUGUCCGGACACCAUGUUCUCGAAAGACAAGGCUAGUUCUUAGCUACCUUAGGUUCAAACUGGGUUCUGUGGCCCCAGCAGCUUCUAGACUCUACAUGGGGUCUUCCUCAAGUUCUCAACUGUCACACAGGUGUUUUUUCACUCCUUCCUUUGAUAGGUUUCUGGCUGUCAGAUUUUGAUAAAUCAGAAAAAGAUUAAGCCCAACCAAAGCCUGUCUUUUAUUACAGUUUGCUCUGGUUGAAGCAUGCAAUUUUCUCACUCAUAGCCAUGGAAUUAGAAUAAACUAUGGUCCAAACUGUAAGAGCAGUUUGUUUUGCCUCCCCUCUCCUCAUUGGCAUUGUAACCAAGGCCUGUUUCCCUGACACUUAUAAUUUUCUUCCUCCUCUCCUCCUCCUCUUCCCCGUCCUCCUCCUCCUCCUGCUUCUGUUAGGCCUGCUUACACUCCAGGUAUGUUUAUAGAAACAGAACUUGGUUUUCAUUUUCUUUAUUCCAGCAUGACAUAUAUCUGAACUAAUCAUCUGUGCUUGAGAUGACAAACAUGAGAGGUAGUGACUAGGACGCUAGCACCUGACUGUGUUCUCAGGGCCUUCCCUACAUGGAUAUAUUUCAUCAGUUGGAUAGAGUAAAUGUAUCAUAGAUGAUCAGAGUGGUAAGGGAGACACGAGUCGGAGGUUAUGAAACUACAGGAUACCACUGAAGGCUCCAAGAAGGGACUCAGAAAGAGACAAGGUAGAAGGUUAGAAGCAGAUGACAUGAAAAAGUGUUCUGAGAAGAAAUGAAGAAGGCCAAGUUGGAAAUGGCUGAGUGCUAGAGACCACAAUGACAUCUAUAUCCCAAGUGUUUCCAGACCAAACAUGUCAGGAAAAGAAAUCAGCAAGCGAGAGUUUCCCCCUUUGCCAGCCGCUCCUGGAAUUAGUCUGAGCUACUCCUGCGCAUGUGGUUAUGCGACCACGAUAACAAACAUUUAAUAUUGACGUGACAGCAAUCAUUCUGAAGGGGCAUGAGUCAUGUUUUAAAAGAUGCUAAUAGGAUUAGCGUAAUGAACUCGGGAUUGCUUCCUUAUGAUUCUGCAGAUGGGUACUGCACGGAAUGAAGAGAAUGCCUAGUGGUGUCUCUUUCCGUUUGCCUUCAUAAAGCCAUUCAUAACAGCUCAGAAAGAAAAUUCAACAGAGAUCCCUUUGGAUCAGGCUGACACAACACUGUAUUAGGAUUAUUAAAUCCAAAUCCAGCCGUAUGUUAUUUAAUAAUAGGGAUGCACUCUAAGAAGCAUGAUGAUUUUGGUAUUACACAAGCAUCUCAGUAUGUUGGCACAGUUCAGAUGGCAUAGAUCAAUGCUGUGGUGUGGCCCUGAUCUGUAGGGUCUAAAGGAUGAUCUACAGUGGCUGUCAUCUUCUGGUUUGAAAUGAAUAGUAUAGCACGUACAUAAAAGCUAAAGUAACAAUGAAUAUCAAGAGCUGGAUAGAUACCAAAAUAUUACCAAGUCAGGUGCUCAGAAUAUUCUGCAGAAAUACUAAGAAACACUCUCUAAGGGAGCCAGCUGGAGUCCCUAGUAGAGAAUCCUGGGCAAAGCAGGUGUCCCCUUGGUUGGGGCUCCCAAGUGAAAAAACUAAUAACAGUGUGUAGAGGUAACACCAUCAAACUGAGUGCUCGCAAUGCCUAACACAAAUGGACUGGGGAAACUGAGUCAGCCAGCUGGCCUUCCCCACUGAGGAGGUGCUCCCUACUCUUGCUAGUGAGCUUCCCAAGACUGAAGUGCUCAUUCCUCUCUGCCAUGCAGGCACGGGGACUGGGGUGAGCAGCCAUAAGUUUUGUUAGGAAUGCUUUCCUGUUCGGCUGUUUUCAACGAUGAUAUGUUUCCACUUACGCUUCUUUUUUUUAACUUUUUGUCCUUCUGUCACACAAUGAGGGGGACCAGCCCCAAACAAUAUGCUUGGAAGACAUUUAGAAUCAAACAGGAUCAGAUCUGAAACAGGGAAGGAAGCAACUCUAGUUUCCAGAACCACUUUCACAGUGGGUUUAAACAACACAGGGCAAUUUAUCUGUAUAUAUUGCAGGCCUCUUGAUGUAAUUGUGAGAUAUGAGGCAGCUGACAACAUAACAUGGCAUACUAUUUUACAGGGAAGUUUUUUAAAAACUUAAUUUUAAAUUAUGUGUGUGUGUAUGUCUGUGUGUAGGUAUGUGUGAGUACAAAUGCCCGAAGAGUCAUCAAGUCCUUUUGGCUAACUCUAUAGUUAUAAGCAGUUACAGCCACCUGACGGCACGGGUCCUGGGAACUGAACUUGGGUCCUCUGUAAGAGUAGUGUGCUCUCUUAAUGACUGAGCCAUCUCCCUAGCCCCACUGUGAACUUCUUAUAUGUACAUAUAAGAAGAAACUUGAAAAAGUGCCAUAAUGACCAGAAAGAUGACCAGAAAGAUGAUGCAUCUUGUACAGGCAUUUACUGCCAACCUGAUGACCUGAGUUCCAUCCUUAGGAGUCACUGGUAGAAGGACAGAAUGGACUCCCAAAAGAUGUCCUUUGACCUAUACAUGGGCAUAGCUGAACACACAAACAAACAUAAAAAUCCUGAGGUUGUAACAUGUAUUUAUGACAUUAUCAAGUAUUAGGAUAAGUAAGUAAUUCCGUGCGCUAGCUGUUCUUUGACGUGACAGGCAGAAUGGUCAUUUGUUUACACAGUGUCGUCACAAGCAUGCCAGUAUGCAUGGUGCUGCAUUAUGACAACUGUAAUUAGUGUCUUAGGGCCACAGAAGUUCGUAGCUGCAUUACAAGUUUAUAGAACCACCAUUACAUACAAGCAAUCUGUUAUCUAAGGAGAUGUCAUUGACAAGAGCAUUACUGCACUUCAUGGCUCACCUAGAACUAAGACAGGAGGGCUGCACAAGGUGAAAGUCAUCCUAGCAUUUGUGCUAAGUUCAAGGCACCCUCAAAACAAACAGACAUAUCCAUCAACUAAUCUGAGGAUCCAUACAUUCUCUGUAACCACUUUUUCCUCCAUGAUACCCUGACUGAUCGACUUUCACAGUCCUCUACAAAGUUGUCUCCACUCUUCUUGCCCUGAGAGGUUCUUCCGCCUAGACAACAUCAGCAGACAUCUGUAGGCCUGUGGUUGUGUGGAGCCCUUCAGACACUGAACAAACUAAAGGAAAGGGAACUUGGGAUAUUUAGUAUAUCACAUUUUUUUAUGGAAACGGCGUGUGUGCAUACAGUUUAUUCGGGGUGAACCAAGGGCUAUAUAUAUGAAGCCUGGAGAGCAGGAAGUGGUUCUUCUUAGGUUGGAGUUUCAUUUGGUGAGGCUUAUGAUUCUGGAGAUAGCUCAUUUUCAGAGAAGCAUUCCAGGAAGCUGAACCCAGAAUCUCCCAAGGCUUACCUGAAAUUCCCUAGGUAGGAGAUUCAGGUUGGGCUCCCCAGAUCAGGCAGAGAAGAGGAAGCCCUGCUAAGAAAAUGGAUUCCUUUUUUCACUGAGCUCAGGAAAGCUAUCAACAUGGUAGACUCAAGCUUUAGUAGCGGGUUCCUGAGAUUGAACUCUGAUUAUGCGCCUUGGAAAUAGGUGCCCUUUACCUGUUCAGCCACCUUACCAGGCCAGAAACCUGCAUUUUAAAAGUUGGGUUUUGUGUGUGUGUGUGUGUGUGUGUGUGUGUGUGUGUGUGUGUGUGUGUGUAAGCAUGCACCUAUGUGUUUCUAUGUGCUCAAGGAGGCCAGAAGAGGGAGAAGAUCUUCUAAAACUGGAGUUACAGGCAGUUCUGAGCCACCUGACUGAGCACCAAACAGAAUGGAAGCGAAUGUUCUAGACUGCUGAGCCAUCUCUACAACCCCAAGGUGUUCAUAGCAGUAUUUCCCACACUUGCAUGUCCAAGUGUGAUUUUUUUGUAACAGGGUCUCAUGUAGCCCAAGCUGGCCUUGAACUUGCUAUGUAUAUUACUUUCUUAUGGAUCCCCGACCCUCUUAGACAAUACAGGUCUCCACUGUGCUUGCUAAUUCACGACACUGCCGUCAUCCUUUAUCCUUCUAGAAGGAGCAAUCUGCCUCAACCCGCAAAGUUGUCUCUAAUCUCUUAUGAUUUUCAUAUGUUUUGAGGCCUUUACAUUUAGUCAGCUGAUUUCACCAAAUCACUUGCUGUUUGAGACUUGCUCCUUCAGUCUGUCCUCAGGUUACACUUCUCUCAGCCAUAUGCUCCUAGCUCAUCCUGUCUAAUGACAACCUAUUGCUCUCCCCCACCCCAUUCUCUUCCUCUCCUUGUGCUCCCUACCUGUAAACCCCAGCCCCAUAACCAAAGCUCCACCUACCUCUGUUCUUACCUGUAAUUGGCUGUCAGUCACUUUUAUAUAACCAGUCAGAGAAGAUUGUAGAGCAAAGUUUACAUAACAUUAUUUUCUCAUUAUUCAUGAGAAAGUGCUCCUCUGGACUGCAGCCAGAUUUUGGGAGCCAGUAUUUAACAUUUGAAUAUAUAGCAGCACCAGACCAGCCCCCGACAGAUGUCAUUUAUGCAAUAGCCUUACUCUUGAGUAGUCUGGCAUCUUCUGUCAAUGCGAAAUAGGAUGAAUAAUGCUCAUUUUACACAUGAAGAAACUAAGAAUAGAAGGAUACAUUUACAGUGUUUGAAUGAACAUGUCCUUCAUAUGCUCAUAGGAUUGAAUACUUGGAUCUGAGUUGGUGGGACUCCUUGUUGGAGAGGGUGUGUCACCGGGGGUAGGCUUUAAGGUUUUAAAAGACUCACGCCAUCCCCACUAUGUCCUCAGGUGACUACUACUUGUGACUCAAGAUGCGAACUCUCAGCUGUUCUUGCCACUGUGCAAUUGCUCCACCAUCACAGACCCUGAAACCAUGAUUCCAACUUCUCUGAGUAGCAUUGAUCGUAGUGUCUUCUCACAGCAAUAGAAGAGUAACUUAGACAUAUAGUUAAGACUAUAUCUGAAUUACCAACCCCAAAGUUUGUUUUUUGUUAAUUUAUGAUCAUUACUAAGGUAUACAUUUGAAUAAUUCCCAGUGGACAAAUUUCCAAUGUAUUAAUUUAAUGCAAUUUAUUGUUUUCUGAUCCUAAUCUUUGGAGACUCUCCACCACAGCAACCCUCAUAAGCAUCUCCUUCUAUCUAAUAUAGUCUUGGAUGAAGAAAUUUCUAAUAAAGAUAAUGAAUAGAGGAUAGUGUGGAAUGAAUAGUGUAAUGAAAAGGGUGAUCGUUUGAGUUAAGUCAAAAAAGGGGGUAGGAAGACAAGUCCAGACUAAACGAAAGGAGAAAGUCCCUGGCAUAAUGUCAGAGGGACCAUUAACAAUCACGUUCUGCCCUUUAAGACCUGACGCCUUUCUUCAGCGUUGAGCCUGAGGAAGAGAGAAAAAGGUCUGUCUGUUAAGCACUCACUGUCAUGGGAUGAAGUUAAGAAAGGCAGAACCUUCGUUCAUCACUACAUGAAAGAGGGAAACAGGGACAUUUUUAUAUCCAGGACCUUACGUUUUGUUUGCUUUACUAAAAAUCAAGUACAAUCAUCUCAUAAUCAAAGCUUUGGCCGAUUUUAUUCUCAAACCCUGCCUAAAAUCUAACUCAACUGUGGUUUCUCUAAUAGAGCAUCUUUAUAGAGAGAAAAAGACUAUCACAAAAUUAUAUACAGUUGGUAUAACUCUAAUUCAAGUAGUUGCUUGCAAAAGUAGCAGUUACCGAUAUUUUUCAAAAUGAAUAGUAGGUUAAAAUGAAAAUAAAAUGCUUAAUGAAGCAAUUCCUGAAGCUCAAGUAAAACACCUUCUUUCAUCCCCUAAAUUAUUGGCCCAUUUAUUUUCAUUUUAUGUAUAUCUGGUAUCUGUGCAAAAAUGUAAAACCUCAAACUAGUUGCAUAAUUAUCUAUUAUUUUUAUAAUCAUAUUUUAUUACGUCAUUGUAGCUGGCAUUCAGGUUCUAUGUACAAACAGUUUGUUAUUACAAAUAAUUGAGAAGACAUAAAAGUAGUUCAGUAGCCAAGUGCACUCACUGAGUAAUCCUGAGAGUUAAGUUUGGAUUCCAGGACCAAUAUAACAAGCCAGACAUCUCACACAUGCCUGAAGUACCAGCUUUGAUGGAUGAAGACAAGAGGAUUUUCCGGAGCUUGAUUUCUUCUAGCUUUGCUGAGGAUGUGAAUUCCAGGCUUAGGGAGACCCUGCCUCAAAAGCAUAGCUGGAGAGGAAUAAAGAAGGAUAGUGAUAAAGAGGCCUAUUCUGACCUCUGUGCUUGUGCACAGGAAUGCACACACAUACAUGUGCAUACAUCAUAUCAACACAUAUGCACACAAAUAAAAAAUAUUUUGUAGAAAGUUGGAAGAAACCUGUGAUGUCAACUAAGUCUCUAGAAUUGGUAGAAUAAGUAAUUUGACAAUAACAGGGUAACAGAAACUAAAUCUCACUUAUCUAUUACAACUAGGAAAAGGACAUGUGGCUAAUUAUAAUUAAUAAUCUCAGCUUUCUCACUAAACAAAGUAUUUUUUUACAAGUAGAUUUAUGAGAUUUUCACUCAUACUGUUUCUGUAUACCAGCGGUGGAAUUUUGAAAUCUGUUGUUCAUGUGAUGAGAUAUUAGAGAUAUUAGAGAAUACGAAGACGGUGCCAACCAUUUCAGUGUGAACAGACAACAUAGAUAUUUAUAGUUAAAAGUCUCUGCCUCUCAAGACAGCAAUGCAGUUAUACCCUGCCCUUUUUUUAAAAAAAUUAAUAAUAAUGGCCAUAUGUUCAGAGACAAUCGUUUGUCAUUACAAAAUAAAAUAUUGAUAUGUUAUACUUUUUGAUAGAGUGUGGCUAGUGCUACCAUUAUUCUAAGUAUUGAAACUAUAAUGCAACGUGAUGAUUCUGGAAGAAUAUGUAAGUGCUCAAUUUCUUUCCCGACUUCCGAAGAAUUACAUCCUGUCACUCAAAUUUUUCCUUGCUCUCUUCCUCUCUAGUUGGUUGUGUUCAGGACAAACCAAGCUACUUUGCUUAUAAAUUAUACAGGGCAAUCCAUGAUUUUGGCUUCCAUAACAAAACUGUCAUCAGGAUUCUAAUCGCCAGAAGUGAAAUAGAUCUAAUGACCAUAAGGAAACGUUACAAGGAGAGAUUCGGAAAAUCCCUCUUUCAUGAUAUCAAAAAUUUUGCUUCAGGACA